This is a messenger RNA of Trichophyton benhamiae CBS 112371, 681 nucleotides long. RefSeq lists its product as uncharacterized. The transcript is spliced from 4 exons. Lineage: Eukaryota; Fungi; Ascomycota; Eurotiomycetes; Onygenales; Arthrodermataceae. Gene Ontology annotation, biological process: Rho protein signal transduction. Bases 1 to 681 code for a protein of 226 amino acids. Gene Ontology annotation, cellular component: cytosol; membrane; cytoplasm. The record is from RefSeq and is a predicted model, not a curated record. Gene Ontology annotation, molecular function: Rho GDP-dissociation inhibitor activity; protein binding.
AUGGCAGACCACGAAGACGAGUUGGCCACCACCAGAACCGACGGCUUCAAAGUCGGUGAGAAGAAGACCGUUGAGGAGUACCAGAAGCUAGUGGGCAUGGAAAUUACUUAUAUUCAAGCUACCGCUCUGUAUUUACUUUUGUCUAUCUUCGAAACCGUUGCUGACCAGCUUGUUCUAGACCAGAACGACGAAUCCCUCAACCGAUGGAAGGCCUCGCUAGGCCUGGGAAGCGGUACUCCCAUUUCCAACCCUAACGACCCUCGCACCUGUAUCAUCAAGUCGCUUGCUCUCGAGGUCGCUGGACGAGAAGAUAUCACCAUUGACCUCUCGGAACCUGGAGCGGUCGACAGUCUCAAGGACAAACCGUUCACCAUCAAGGAAGGCUGCCGAUUCCGCAUCAAGGCCACGUUCCAGGUGCAGCACGACGUUCUCAGUGGCCUGAAAUAUGUUCAGGUUGUUAAGAGAAAGGGCAUCAGAGUGAGCAAGGACCAGGAGAUGCUGGGAAGCUAUGCUCCCAACACCACAGAUAAGCCAGUAUAUGAGAAGAAGUUCAACGAGGAGGAGGCUCCCUGUGGUAUGCUCUCCCGAGGACGCUAUAACGCCGUUUCCAGAUUCGUCGAUGACGAUGAUGUCGACCAUCUCAAGUUCGAAUGGACCUUCGAAAUCGCCAAGGACUGGUAG